ACGGCUGUUUCCGACUCACCGUACGGCCGCCGUAGAGCAAAUGUGACCAAGGUAUUAAAGUCUCGUAUAUCGAAGUUCUGAGGCACAAUCAAUUUCCAUUCUAGCUUGGAGUACGGAUCUCCACUGUGUUUGUUCUUCUCCUCAUGCAUGUCAUGCUCGUUGAGUUGAAAAUUGUCUACGAAUUUUUUUUUUCAGAUUCUUCAGCUAAAAUCGGCAUAAUAAAUUACUAUCUUCUAAUGAGCAUAUCCCCGAAUACGUCUGCCAUUCUAUCAUAACUGAUUCUUCAGACAGGAAUCCGGAUCUUCAUGGGAAUCUUCGUUCUAUGCUUCAGCUUGCCAUUCUAACAGUUGAAACGUGCACACUUUUUCCUGCUGUUAAACAUUAUUGUUGUGCCCAGCAACGCCCAGUGUAAUAACUGUAAAGAUUUGAUGAUGGAUAGAUGCACCCGUAUUUUGCGCUCCCCUUGUUCCCCGAUAUUCCUGAUACUCCUAAUGGAAUCGUGUUCCAAGAUCGGUCUUGUCAAGGCUAUGGGAAUCCUGUUUGCAGACCUCUCCAAGUCGAUCGAGAUGACGUCAGCUGAUCUUGGCAUUGCACUUGGUCUUUUCUAUACACUUGGGCUUUUGAUAACUCCACUUGUGGCUUUUGUUAUCACCCGUACCUCGCAUCCCCGGAUUCUUCUAAUAUUUGGCGCCACUAUGGGGUGUAGUCCUAUCAUUAUUGCAUCUCAAGCGACACAAAAUUGGCAUUUGUUUCUCACUUUUGCGAUAUCAGGGGCUGGCUACUGCGUUUUGCGCAUGACCUCCCUCACUGCACUUGAUAGACUCGCUGGGGAACACUUCAACCUCUUGUUCAGCCUUUCGACUUGCGGAUACUCGGCGGGUAUGGUUCUAUUCCCUUUCCUGGCUGAGGAAUUGCUGAUGGCCUACGGCUGGCGAGACGUUUAUCUCAUCCUGGGAGGAUUGAUGCUGAAUGGAAUUCCAUGCGCUCUGGCCAUUCAGAUAACUCAGGAAACAUUCAACAUAAGAGAUAAAGAAGAGUUGCAAAGACGAGACCAAGUCGGUAAUGAUACUUCUUUGACCGGAAGUAACGGGUGUUGCCCUGAUGCAUCAACAGAGAAUGGCGUUGUUGAUGCCGUCGCUGACACUGACCCGUUAUUGACUCCUUCAGCAGGCCAUGAUCAUAUUGACAUAGGUGUGGACCUAACCUUGCCAAAGGAUGAAACAUCUCCUACAAGAUACUUUGAUUAUAUAGCCAGUUUCCCAGGAAAGAUUUCAUCCUGUAUUGGAAACAUGGGAUUUUACGACGACCCAUUUUCCGUCUUCAUUUUCCUUUCAAUUGCUAUGUUCUUUUUCGUGUAUAAUGGAUGGCAUGAUUUUCUAGUACCACACGCUCUCCAAAGAGGAAUCUCUGAACAAAAUACGAUCAUCUUAACCUUCGUCGCCGCAGUUGGGAACUUCUCUUCACGGCUCAUCAUCGCCCUCCUUACUCACCACUCUGUUGACCCAAUCAGCAUUUUCCUCGUUUUAUCUAUCAUUGACAUGGUGUCGUUGGCGUGUGAUGUCUGCUUACCUCAUUAUUAUGUCAUGUUGGUGACGUCAUCUUGUUCAGCUGCCACCAUCGCUGGAAGAGCUGUUUUGGGAAUCAUCAUUAUAAGGAAUCGCGUCUCCUCUGAAAACCUUCCUAUGGCUUUGGGUGUGAACAACGUCGUAGAAGCUUUUGGAUUUUUCCUUGGUGGAUACCUAUCAGGGUUGGUGGCAGACAAAUUUUCAACGUACAAUGCAUCAUUCAUACUUCUCGCCUCUGUUGAUGUCUUUGCCUUCGUUUUCAUGAUGUUUCCUAAAGUGCUAAAGAAACCUGAAGUCAGUUCAGACGUGAAGAAUUGAGAAAAGGUUGACCAGAGGAGAGAUUCGUUUGAAAUUUGAUUUACUUUAUAAUAAUUAUACAGGUUAUUUAGUAAUACAAGCACACUUAGCAUAGCAAGUAGAUAAGUAGAAGUAGUAGUAGUAGUCAUGGUAGUAGUCGUAAUGGUAGGAUAGUAUAGUUGAAGAAAUAAAGGUAGUACUGGGGAGCGUUUCAUGAAAGGACUUGUCAGACGUUUUAUCCGACAAGUACUGUUUUAUCCGACAGUUACUAUGG
Messenger RNA from Lytechinus variegatus (green sea urchin), 2136 nucleotides. RefSeq lists its product as uncharacterized. Gene Ontology annotation, biological process: transmembrane transport. The record is from RefSeq and is a predicted model, not a curated record. The transcript has 4 exons. Gene Ontology annotation, molecular function: monocarboxylic acid transmembrane transporter activity. The coding region runs from base 429 to 1883 and encodes 484 amino acids. Lineage: Eukaryota; Metazoa; Echinodermata; Echinoidea; Temnopleuroida; Toxopneustidae.